Messenger RNA from Heterobilharzia americana, 2751 nucleotides. The record is from the annotation of a GenBank genome assembly. NCBI's taxonomy places the organism in Eukaryota, Metazoa, Platyhelminthes, Trematoda, Strigeidida, Schistosomatidae.
AUGCAUCCACAAUUAUUGGCCCAAAGUUUCAAUAGUCAUAACAAUAAUAAUAAUAACAAUGAAGUGAUAGCUAAUCAAGUAAACAAUUUAAAAUUGUCUACAGACCAUCUGAUUGAACAUUCACCUCAAACAAAUGAUUCCAGUGAAUUUAUCUCUCAUCGUUCAAUGUCCAAUUAUAAUAAUCGUAUGAGUGCAGCAUUAUUCUGGUCUGGACAACAAACUAAUCAAUUACUGGAUGAAAACUCUACAAUAAAUCCUAAUAGUAAUAAUAAUAAUAAUCCGAAUGAAUUCGGUGUCAAUUCUACUCCACUUGACAUGAAUCCAAUUGAAUCAAGUGUAUUGAAUUCAGUGAAUGCUGUGUCUGCGGCAGCUGCAUCUUCUUGGUAUGGUGUAGCGGCAGCUGCCGCUGCUGCUAAUGAUCCUCGAUUGAACAAUGAAUAUAAUGAAUAUGUUUCACGUUUAAUGGGUGUAACUAGUGCUGCAAUGAUUAGUGGUUAUCCUGGGAAUCUUAGCCCAACUGGUUUCAAUCGAAAUUACAAUUUGUCGCAUAUCACUAAUACUACUACUAAUAGUAAUAAUGAUAAUAAUAAUAAUAACAAUAUGCAUCAUAUUUCGAGUGGGUCAAAUGAAUUCUUGAAUUCAAAUUUUUCUACAAGAACACGAAACAAUUGUCCAAGUAAUAAUCGAUUCACACGUGGACGAUGUUCAAAUAAUGUCUCCUGUAAUUCACCGAUAAAUACAAUUCAGUCUAACCGUCGUAUUGACACAUUAGACUACCAUAAUUCACCUAUGAAUACAUUUCAUAUGAAUAAUACCGUUGCUACUACUACUACUAAUAAUAAUAGUAAUAAUGACAGUAGUAACAUGAGCAGUAAUAAUCAUGCCGCUAUGUUAGCCUAUGAAAAGCAUCAGAAAGCUGUAGCCGUCGCUGCUGCAGCUGCAGCAGCUGUGGCAGUCAACACUGGUGGAGGUGUGACAGUCGGUAGUGGUACUAGUGGUGUAUCGGUAGCAGCGGCAGCAGCUGCUGCCGCUGCUAUGCAUUCUUUGCAUAAUGUUGCUGUUGGGCAUACAGGACAUUCAGUUGGUAUACACACAGCAACAAGUAAUUUUCGUGGUUUAUCACAACGUAGAAAACGCCGAGUAUUAUUUACACAAGCUCAAGUCUACGAAUUAGAAAGAAGAUUUAAACAACAAAAGUAUUUAUCUGCUCCAGAAAGAGAACAUUUAUCACAAUUGAUUAAUUUAACACCAACACAGGUGAAAAUAUGGUUUCAAAAUCAUCGAUAUAAGUGUAAACGUGCACAAAAAGAUAAAGAGACAUCAUCAAUCAGUGAUCAUCAGUCGACACCGAAUACAAUGGAUCUACGAAAUGAUACAGUCAAUACAAAUCAUUUAUCAAUGAGUAGUACAAUAGUUAAUCGUCGAACAACUAAUGAUCUAUUAGAUAAUCGCUUAAUAUUACCAUCAUCUAUGAAUAUAACAAAUUCUAUAAAUCAUCGUAAACUUGAUCCUAAUUCAUCUGAUCAUCAUUCAAUUAAUUCAGAUAUAUCAAAUUGUUCAGAAUCUUCAUCAAUUGAUGAAUAUCAGCAUGAAAAUCAUUCACAUAUUAUGCAUACACUAAUAGAUAAUACAAAAAUAACGUUAAACAGUCCUGAUCCACGUAUAAAAUCACAAAUAUGUAAUCGAAAUAGUAAUGAUUUCAAUUGUGAUAGAAGUCAAUUACAUUUGAUUAAGAAUCCUGUUUCAAUGUCACAACAACAAAAUCAGUUACAUCACUCUCCUCCUCCUCCUCAGCAUCAUCAUCAUCAAUCGAUUAAUGAUACACCAUUUGAUUUCUUCGGUUAUAAUGACUUACUAUUGAAUUCUAAUAAUUAUGCAUUAAAACAAAGUGGUCGUUCAAUGUUCAAUUAUUCAACGAAUCAAUUACCUUUUUCAACAUCAAUCCCUAUAUCAUGUUGUAAUAUUGAAUUACCAUAUGAAAAUGAACGAAAUGAUAAUAUAUCACCUAGAUCUAAAUUAUGUGAAUUAGCUAAUUCAACAGGGAAUCAACAUCAAAUGAUAUCAGGGAAUUAUAUGAAUAAUCCAUUUACAAGUUAUCCAUUUGUUCCAAAUGCAAAUUAUUAUACAAAUUAUAAUACAUCACCAUCAUAUUUACAAAAUUUUUUAACUGGAACUGAUCGUACUACUACUACUACUACUACUGCUACUGUUAUGAGUAAUACUACUAAUAUCGAUGUUAGUAGUACUAGUCCGAAUAUUGAAAAUAAUACUGGAAAUAAUGAAAAUUGGAUUAAAUUAAACUUAAAUAAUUUGAAUAAAUCAUUAAAUUUAACAAUAACAACAACAAUCCCUUCAAAGGUGACAUCAUCAUCAGCAGCAGCAGCAGCAACAGGAUGUUUAACACCGUGCCAGUUAGUUGCAGCUGCUUCCUUUUUCAAUUCUAGAUCAGAUUUCAAUGAAACAUCUUCUCUAUUAUUUCAGUCAACAAGAUCAACAACACCAAAUAAGAUAAAAAAUUCAUCUAUAAUAAAUACACUAACUACGGUAUCCAAUUUAAAUAAUCCAGUUAAUGAAGAAAUUUUAGAUAGUCAAUGUGAAGAAAUUAUUAAAAAUGAAGAUUGUACAGUGUAUAAAUCAUUAAUUCCUGAGGAUAAUGAAAGCAAUACUGAUAAUACUACUAACAACACUAUUACUAGUAGUAAUAUAACCAAUAGGUUUACAAAUUUUUCAUCAAUAAUUAAAGGAACAUAA